This is a messenger RNA of Fusarium subglutinans, 3807 nucleotides long. RefSeq names its product ankyrin. The transcript is spliced from 3 exons. The record is from RefSeq and is a predicted model, not a curated record. Bases 1 to 3807 code for a protein of 1268 amino acids. Gene Ontology annotation, molecular function: protein binding. NCBI's taxonomy places the organism in Eukaryota, Fungi, Ascomycota, Sordariomycetes, Hypocreales, Nectriaceae.
AUGUUCUGGAUACUCGUUUUCGAGCGACCAGAGCCCGAUUUGAACACCAAGACUAUAUGCGAUGAGUCGAUUCUCCAAAGAACUCGCACCGGACCCCGAUUACAAAGCGGUCAAUAUGGAGGCCUGUCGCAGUCAAGAGGCAAGCGAUUGAAAUGGGCCCUUGGUGGUAAGGAGAGUCGCAAUGAGCAGGUCGACGUCUUCGAGAAGCUGGUUCAACAACUUUACAAUCUGAUUCCACCAGAGGAGAAAAGCCACAAUUAUGAAGGACUGGAGAAUACAGUAUGGGUAGAGGAUAUUCGCCAAAUGCUAACCAAGAUCGAGGAGGGGAUCAAGUCUGAAAUGCAACGAGAUGUGUUAUCUUGGCUCGGAAAAUCUGCCCCAAACGAUAAAUACGAAGAUUCCUUGGCCAAGCGUGUCGACACAACAUGCGAAUGGAUAUUUGAGCGACCUGCGUUCAAGUCGUGGCUUUCACCAGUGGAUUCAUCUAAGCCAAGUGUGCUGUGGAUAAACGGGCCUGCAGGGUUCGGAAAAACUGUUCUCAGUGCUCAUAUCGUUCACCAUCUAUCAAAGGCUCUAGAGACGCCAGUGGCCCAUUUCUUCUUCACAUCUGAUCAUGAAAGCCGAGAAGAUCCAUUCUCUGCUCUGAGAUCAUGGCAGCGCCAAGUUGCUGUCAAGAGCAACGACGCCUUUGGAUGUAUUCGCCGCGCCUGGGAGAACGACUCCUCAGGGCAGGCCUCUCGAAAAACUCUUUUUAGCCUGUUCAAGCAAGUUAUCACAGUAGUGCCGGGGUGUAUAUUCCUCGCAGACGGAUUGGAUGAGUGCGCCCAGUUUGGUGACGGAGACGCAUCAGUUGCUAGGUUCCUACAAGGUAUUAUGGGUGCCAUAGGAGGCACCAACAUCAGGCUUCUGUUCGUGAGCCGAGACGAGCCUGAAAUCAGAGCAGCCCUUGAGGAGCAUAAAGGCACUCUCUCAGAAUACAGGGUUGGCACGAAUGAUGUUCAGGCUGAUACAGCGGCCUUUUCCCAUUCUGUUGUUGAUAGGAAACUCUGGGGCAAAAGCGAGGACCUACGGUUAGCCAUCUCAAAGUCUAUGGCCGAUAAGUGCCAAGGACAGUUUCUGUGGAUUAGGAUGCAAGAGCAAUCUUUGCGGAACACAAUGAGCAAGAAACGACUUCAUGAAGUGGUGGAGAACACACCGUCCGGCCUUGAUCGCCUUUACGACCAAAGCUGGAGGAGGAUCUUGAACAUGUCAGAUCAGGACCGAGAUCGCGCCUUCGCUCUUCUACGGUGGACUGCAUUCGCAUUAAGACCUCUUGCCAUCGUUGAAGUUGUCGAAGCUGUGCUCAUCGAUCAGUUUGGAGACUUGGAUCCAGAUGACUACCCCGAGAAUGUCGACGAUGAAUAUAUUGCAGGCGAGAUACUAGGACUCUGUGGUCCACUCGUGGAAGUUCACGAUCACGAGACAUAUUCAUUUCCUGGAUCGCGGACCCUUCACAUACCGCAUUUUUCUGUGCGCGAGUACCUGAUUAAACAUCUACCAGGCCCUAUUUGGAUGCAACCAAAGACCAUUAUCAACAUUGAACGAGAGAUAAUCCAUCAUACAGCCAUAGCACGGGCCUGCAUUCAAUAUCUGAGCUUGCCGCAAGUCUGGGACGAGGAUGGUGACCCUGACCUUUGUUCAAAAAACUUCCUUCUCUAUGCCGCGUGCUCCUGGGCGCGGCACGCUAAACGAAGUUUUAUGGAUCCAUCUCUCAGAAAUCUUUCGAAAGUCUUUUUGAAAAGUAAUAAUAAUUGUUUCAAGUCGUUCAUGGCCUACCGUGCGGGCCUACAGGACCCGGACUCGCCAUCGAAAUCAGUCUAUCACCCACAGCUUCGCCCUUUUGACUACGUAUGCUAUCAAGGUUGGACAUACCUGGCAGAUCAUCUUAUUGACGAUUUAGACGUCAACGAGAUUGAUGCUCUCGGGCGCUCACCCAUCUUUUCAGCGUGCGUGUCCGGCUCAGCAGAAUCAGUGAAAAUGCUUAUUCGACGCGGGGCUGACUUGAGCAUUACAGACGUCUACGGAUGGACAUGCCUUCACCAAGCAGCCUAUAAUGGUUUUGAAGACAUUGUUAGGAUCUUGGUGGAGUCGAAAGUUGACUUGUCAUCAGAGACUAAGAAGGGCAUGACGCUAUUACAUUUUGCUGCCAGAGGUGGCAACAUGAAAUGCUACCAAUAUUUACUGGAGCAAGGAGCUGAUGCCGAGAUCAGAGACACUAAAGGUUAUCAUGUAGUACACCACGCAUGUGUCGACGCUGGUCAUGCUGAACUACUAAGAUUUAUCCUUCAGAAUGGGCCUGACACCCUAGCAACAGAUCAUAAGUACAAAGUCAACCCACCGCUUAGGCUUGUAGCUCGCAACGGCGAUGUCAAUAUGGCCAAGGUUCUCUUUGAGUUUGGGGCCGUUGCUUCCUUAUCUGUCCCGUCCCCUGAUGGGGAGCUGCCGCUUCAGCUUGCCGUGAAUUCAGGUCAUAUCGAGCUAGUGGAGCUCUUCCUAGAGCACGGUGCUGCAACAACACUGGCUAUUCCGAAUACAAAGGGCAAUACGGCACUACACGAUGCGUGCUUUGUUGUAGGGCGUGAUAAAAUAAUUCGUCUUCUUCUUCGUUCAGGUGUCGAAGAGUCGAUACUAAUGCAGAACGGAAACGGGGACACGCCUGUUCAUGUGGCGACUAGAAAAGGCCAUGUCAAUUAUGUCAAGUUGAUACUUCGAUACUCAGAGCCAGAGCACCAGCGUCUUUUGAAGACGCAGAACAAGAAACUCGAGACCCCUUUGUAUCUUGCAUCUUCGUUGGGUAAUUUUGCUGUUGUCCGUGAAUUGCUCAACUUUGGGGCCCAGACAACUCUUUCAGUUUCCAAUGGAGAGCGCAAAACACCUUUGUUUAUUGCUGGAUACAAAGGCUAUGCGGACGUGGUGAAGACACUACUACAACAUGGCGCAGAAAGUACUCUUGACAUCUUCGACGUCUGCGGUAAUAGUCCCUUAUGGGCAGCGUCACUCGGAGGAUUCGGCGAGGUCGUCAAGGAACUACUCUCCCACGGAGCGGGAAGAACUAUGACAGCUUCCAAUUCACUAGGCGAGACACCUGUACAUGCCACCGCGAUUACAAACCACGUCGAAGUGGUGAAGCUCCUCCUAGAAGUGCCCGGUGUCUCCGUGAAUCAAAAGACUCCCUAUGGAUUCACGCCUCUGUUCAUCGCGUCAAGAAAUGGAGAUUGCGGGAUGGCAGAGUUUCUGCUCUCUGUUGAUUCAAUUGAUAAAGACAGCGGGAACUGGCUGGGCCUAAACCCCUUAUUCGCGGCAGUGGCCAAUGGGCAUUUGGAGGUUACAAAGCUCCUACUCUCCAAAGGAUGUCAUGUACAACACCAGGUCAGCAUUGGUCGAGACUUGCUCUGGUGGGCUCAACGCUCGAAUAAACCGGACCUGGUACAACUUCUACAACCACAGAAACCGCGCGGGGACACGGCCAGCGGCCUAUGGAAUGCUCUUCCUGGUCCCUUGACCAAUAUAGAGCCUUUAUCUCGCGACGCGGAGACCGUAGAGUGCAGGCCUGGUGUUUCAUGGUGUUACGUUUGUACCUUGAGCGUACAAGAUGACCAAGAAUUCUGUUGCGAGGAGUGCUACAAUUCCUACAUGCUCCUAUGCUCAGAAUGCUUUACUCGAGGAUUUCAGCUAUGUCCGAAGUCGCAUACUCUAGUUCCACUAGGGUCUAUUGAAUCCGACUGUUGGAGCACCACAGAUGGUUCUAUAGAUUCUGAGAAUUCGUAG